Messenger RNA from Syzygium oleosum, 6288 nucleotides. Its product is annotated as E3 ubiquitin-protein ligase UPL3-like. The record is from RefSeq and is a predicted model, not a curated record. Lineage: Eukaryota; Viridiplantae; Streptophyta; Magnoliopsida; Myrtales; Myrtaceae. Gene Ontology annotation, molecular function: protein binding; ubiquitin protein ligase activity. Bases 226 to 5910 code for a protein of 1894 amino acids. Gene Ontology annotation, biological process: protein polyubiquitination; proteasome-mediated ubiquitin-dependent protein catabolic process. The transcript has 19 exons.
CCCCUCAUUUCUCUCUCGCUCUCGCGCACACCCGAGCUCCUCUGCACACACUGUCUCUCUCUCACCCUCGCAUCAGCCUCCAUCGAUUCGGAGUCGCGGAAGGGCACCCCUCGUACUCUCCCCGAUUCGCAGGAUCCGGCGCGGUGAGAUGAAGGCCGGGAUCCGAUCGUGCGCGACCGGGUGAUUGCGCGAGCCAUCCGUUUUGAGGGGUGGUUUUGUAAUUGUAUGGAAACUCGGAGCCGGAAGCGGGCGGAGGCCACCUCAUCAGCCCCUUCUUCGUCUUCUCAGUCCGGUCCCGCCACCCGCUCCGCCAAGCGCGCCCGCGUCUCCAACGCCACCGCCUCCUCCUCGUCCUCCUCCGUCCCUUCCGUGUCCACCCGCUCCCGCACCACCCGCGCCCGCGACGCCCUCCCCCCGCCGCCCCUGCCCCCCGCCGCCCCUGCCCCGAUGGAGUCCACCGAAUCUUCGGGGUCCCGCCGCGACCGCAGGAGGAACAAUACGGAUAAUUCCGAUAAAGGUAAAGAGAAAGAGCACGAGGUCAGGGUCAGGGAGAGGGAGAGGGAGAGGGAGAGGGAGGCAGAGAGAAGCCUAGGGCUGAAUAUGGACCGCGACGGCGGGGUUGAGGAUGAUGAUAACGACAGCGAGGGCGGAGUUGGCAUUUUGCACCAGAAUCUGACUUCGGCCAGUAGUGCCCUUCAAGGGCUUUUAAGGAAAUUGGGUGCUGGAUUGGAUGACCUGCUUCCGUCAUCUGCUAUUGCGUCUGCUUCUUCGUCGCAUCAGAGCGGUCGGCUCAAGAAGAUUUUAUCUGGGUUGCGUGCAGAUGGCGAGGAAGGGAGGCAGGUGGAGGCAUUGACACAGUUGUGUGAGAUGCUGUCAAUUGGGACCGAGGACUCGCUCAGCACUUUCUCCGUGGAUUCCUUUGUUCCGGUACUUGUCGGGUUGCUUAAUCACGAGAGUAAUCCAGACAUCAUGCUCCUUGCCGCGAGAGCUCUUACGCAUUUAUGUGAUGUGCUGCCCUCAUCUUGUGCCGCCGUGGUGCAUUAUGGUGCUGUUUCAUGCUUUUGUGCCAGGCUGCUUACUAUAGAGUACAUGGACCUAGCUGAGCAGUCUCUCCAAGCCCUUAAGAAGAUCUCGCAAGAGCACCCUACUGCCUGCUUACGAGCCGGUGCUCUCAUGGCGGUGCUUUCGUAUCUGGAUUUCUUCUCCACUGGAGUGCAGCGAGUGGCAUUGUCUACUGCUGCCAACAUGUGUAAGAAACUCCCGUCUGAUGCGGCUGAUUUUGUGAUGGAAGCAGUUCCAUUAUUGACAAACCUUCUUCAAUACCAUGACGCCAAGGUGCUAGAGCAUGCUUCUGUAUGCUUGACUCGGAUUGCAGAAGCAUUCGCCUCAUCUCCAGAUAAGCUAGACGAUCUGUGCAACCAUGGACUAGUAACACAAGCUGCGUCACUUAUCUCAACUAAUAAUUCUGGUGGUGCCCAGGCAUCUCUCAGCACGCCUACGUACACGGGAUUGAUCCGGCUGCUUUCAACUUGUUCAAGUGGCUCCCAUUUAGGAGCUAAAACAUUGCUUCUCCUAGGAAUAAGUGGCAUCCUUAGAGAUAUUCUGUCAGGAUCUGGUGUGUCUGCUAAUGGUUCUGUUCCGCCUGCAUUGACUAGACCACCUGAGCAGAUUUUUGAGAUUGUAAACCUGGCCAAUGAGCUUCUUCCACCGCUGCCUCUAGGAACGAUUUCCCUUCCUGUUAGUUCGUACUUAUUUGUGAAAGGGCCGAUGUUGAGAAAGUCCCCUACCAGCAAUUCAGGGAAGCAAGAAGAAUCUAAUGGUAAUGCUGUGGAGGUUUCAACUCGAGAGAAAUUAUUGAAUGAGCAGCCUGAGCUGUUGAGGCAAUUUGGGAUGGAUCUGCUUCCUGUCCUGAUACAGAUCUAUGGUUCUAGCGUGAAUGGUCCUGUUCGUCACAAGUGUCUCUCUGUCAUAGCGAAGUUGAUGUACUUCAGUACUUCUGAGAUGAUCCAAUCACUUUUAAGUGUGACUAACAUAUCAAGUUUUCUAGCUGGUAUCCUAGCAUGGAAAGAUCCGCAUGUCUUGGUUCCUGCGUUACAGAUUGCGGACAUUCUUAUGGAGAAGCUUCCCGAGACUUUCUCCAAGAUGUUUGUCAGGGAAGGCGUUGUUCAUGCGGUAGAUCAAUUGAUCUUGGCAGGGAAUCCAAAUUCUGGUUCUGCUUCUGCUGAGAAGGAUAAUGACUCUGUUACUGGAUCAUCACGCUCUAGGCGAUAUAGACGACGAAGUGGUAGCUCGAACCCUGAGGGGACUUCAGUGGAAGAAUCUAGAAAUUCACUUUCCAUAAAUGUUGGAUCACCUCCAGGCUCUAUAGAAAUUCCGAAUGCUAAUUCCAAUCUUCGCACGACAGUUAGUGCAUGUGCAAAAGCAUUUAAAGACAAAUACUUCCCUUCGGAUCCCGGAGCCACCGAUGUUGGAGUAACAGAUGAUCUCUUGCACUUGAAAAAUCUUUGUAUGAAACUAAAUGCCGGCAUUGAUGAUCAGAAGAUGAAAGCCAAGGGAAAAUCAAAAAAUUCUGGAUCUCGAUUACCUGAUAAUUCUGCUAACAAGGAUGAAUACUUGACUGGGAUCAUAUCUGAGAUGCUGGCAGAGCUAAGCAAAGGAGAUGGUGUAUCUACUUUUGAGUUUAUAGGGAGUGGUGUUGUUGGAGCUUUGCUUCAUUACUUCUCCUGUGGCUAUUAUUCGAAGGACAGAAUUACAGAAGCUAAUCUUUCCAGACUUCGCCAGCAAGCAUUGAGGAGAUAUAAGUCAUUCGUGUCGGUUGCUCUUCCAUAUGGUAAUGGUGAGGCGGCUGUAGCUUCUAUGACUGUUUUAGUGCAGAAGCUUCAAAAUGCUUUGUCAUCUUUAGAACGCUUUCCGGUGGUCCUAAGUCAUUCAUCAAGGUCAUCUAGUGGAAGUGGUCGCAUCUCUUCUGGGCUCAGUGCAUUAUCUCAGCCAUUCAAGCUGCGUCUUUGCCGUGCCCAAGGAGAAAAAUCUCUUCGAGAUUAUUCUUCAAAUGUGGUGCUCAUCGAUCCCUUGGCAAGUUUGGCAGCUGUUGAAGAAUUUCUCUGGCCUCGAGUUCAGCGAAGUGAUUCCGGUCAGAAGCCCUCACCGUCUGGAGGUAACUCAGAAUCAGGGGCAACUCCUGCUGGUGCUGGUGCUGGUGCUUCAUCUCCUUCCUCGUCUACGCCUGCAUCCGCCACUCGUCGUCAUUCAACUAGAUCUAGAUCAUCUGUCAAUAUAGGGGACACAGCCAAAAAAGAGACGGCUCAAGAGAAAAGCUCAAGUUCAUCAAAGGGGAAAGGUAAAGCUGUUCUGAAGCCCACUCAGGAGGAUGGAAGAGGACCACAAACAAGAAAUGCUGCUCGCAGGAGGGCUGCUUUGGAUAAAGAUGCUCAGAUGAAACCUGAAAAUGGGGAAUCUAGCUCUGAGGAUGAGGAUCUGGACAUAUCCCCUGUUGAGAUUGAUGAUGCGUUGGUUAUUGAAGAUGAUGAUAUAUCUGACGAUGACGAUGACGACCAUGAAGAUGUUCUAAGAGAUGAUUCUCUUCCUGUUUGCUUGACUGACAAAGUACACGAUGUCAAAUUGGGCGAUUCUGCUGAUGAUAGUGCUACAAACCCAGCUACAAGUGACAGCCAGACCAACCCUUCUGGUUCUAGCAGUAGAGCUGCUGCUUCUCGGCCCUCCGAUUCUGCUGAUUUUAGAGGUGGUAAUACCUUUGGUACUAGAGGAGCAAUGUCUUUCGCUGCUGCUGCAAUGGCUGGGCUUGGAUCUGCUAAUGGUAGAGGUUUUAGGGGAGGCAGAGAUCGUCAUGGACGUCCUUUCCCUAGUAAUAGUGAACCUCCAAAAUUGAUCUUCACAGCGGGAGGGAAGCAGCUUAAUAGGCAUUUGACCAUUUAUCAGGCCAUCCAACGACAGCUCGUGUUGGAUGAGGAUGACGAUGAAAGGUUUGCUGGCAGCGAUUUUGCAUCUGGUGAUGGAAGCAGGUUGUGGAGUGAUAUAUACACAAUUACCUACCAGAAAGCUGAUGGGCAGGUCGACAGGGCAUCUGGUGGUAGUGCCCCUUCGAAGUCUGCAAAAUCUGGUUCUUCCACCUCCUAUUCCGAUGUCCAGUCACAGCGAAUGUCCCUUUUGGACAGCAUAUUGCAAGGGGAGCUUCCUUGUGAUCUAGAAAAAUCUAAUUCGACAUACAAUAUUCUGGCACUUUUACGGGUAUUGGAGGGAUUAAAUCAAUUAGCACCUCGUUUGAGGGCUGAGAUCGCUCGCAAUGACUUUGCUGAAGGAAGAACAUCUAGUCUAGAUCGACUUAGUACAUCUGGUGCUAAAGUUUCUCCUGAAGAAUUUAUGAAUAGCAAACUUACGCCUAAAUUGUCCCGGCAAAUACAAGAUGCCCUUGCAUUGUGUAGUGGGAGUCUUCCAUCGUGGUGCUCCCAGUUGACAAAAGCUUGCCCAUUCUUGUUUCCUUUUGAGACCCGUAGGCAGUACUUCUAUUCGACUGCUUUUGGAUUAUCCCGGGCAUUAUAUCGUCUGCAACAGCAACAAGGUGCUGAUGGGCACGGAUCAGCAAAUGAGCGAGAGGUAAGAGUUGGGAGAUUACAGCGCCAGAAGGUUCGUGUAUCUCGGAACCGCAUCUUGGAUUCUGCUGCGAAAGUAAUGGAGAUGUAUUCUAGCCAGAAAGCUGUGCUUGAAGUUGAGUAUUUUGGUGAAGUUGGAACUGGUUUGGGUCCAACCCUGGAGUUCUACACUCUCUUAAGUCACGACCUGCAAAAAGUGGGGUUGGAGAUGUGGAGAUCAAGUUCAUCAGAGAAGCCUGCAGUGGAUGUUGAUCUGAAUGAACAGAGCAAUGGUAAAAGCAUCAGUACAGAUUCUGCCGUGGAAGAUAGAGAUACAGUUGUGGCUCCUCUCGGGUUGUUCCCUCGGCCUUGGCCUCUUAAUGCUGAUAUUUCCGAUGGCAGUAAAUUCUCCAAGGUACUUGAGUAUUUCCGGUUGGUGGGACGUGUAAUGGCUAAAGCUCUUCAAGAUGGACGGCUUUUGGACUUGCCAAUGUCUCCAGCAUUCUAUAAGCUAGUGCUCGGACAAGAGCUUGAUUUGCAUGAUAUCAUCUCUUUCGACGCCGAGGUUGGGAAGGUAUUGGAAGAGUUGCAUGCUCUUGUUUGCCGUAAACAAUUUCUGGAAUCAAGCAGUGACAACAAUCAAGAUGCAAUUGCUGAUUUACGUUUUCGCGGGGCUCGAGUUGAAGAUCUCUGUUUAGAUUUUACACUUCCUGGUUAUCCGGACUGCAUCCUGAAGUCGGGGGACGAAACCGUCGACGUAAAUAACCUGGAGGAAUACUUAUCCUUGGUGGUUGAUGCGACAGUCAAAACGGGAAUUGCUCGACAGAUGGAAGCAUUCAGAGCAGGGUUCAAUCAGGUUUUUGACAUCUCAUCUCUACAAAUAUUUACUCCACAUGAACUGGACUAUCUUCUCUGUGGCCGUAGAGAGAUGUGGGAGGCGGAUACACUUGCGGAGCACAUCAAAUUUGAUCACGGCUACAAUGCUAAGAGCCCAGCAAUUUUAUAUUUACUUGAGAUCAUGGGAGAGUUCACACCUGAGCAGCAGCGGGCCUUCUGCCAGUUUGUUACCGGGGCUCCAAGACUUCCACCAGGUGGUCUGGCUGUACUGAAUCCAAAGCUAACAAUUGUGCGGAAGCAUUCUUCUACGGCCAGUACUGUACCAUCUAAUGGAACUGGUCCUUCAGAGUCAGCAGAUGAUGACUUGCCAAGCGUGAUGACUUGUGCUAAUUACUUAAAACUUCCGCCAUAUUCUUCAAAGGAGAUUAUGUACAAGAAAUUGCUUUACGCUAUCAAUGAAGGGCAAGGAUCUUUUGAUUUAUCGUGAGAUUUUAAGACUAACAAAAAGGUCUGUGUAUAUUAGAACAUAGGGUCAAUAUCUGGUCUUUGAUGAUAUUGGUGUUGGAAGUAGCAUCAUGUUCUGCAGUUUUCCCAAGAAAUGGCCUCAUUUUUUGUCCUAAAUAGAGGCAAUCCUAAGGUCAGCUCUGCCAUCCCAUAUUUUGAUUGGAAUCUAUUCAGGAAGCCUGGAGCUGUGAGGAGAGAGAAUUUGAAGCCUGCCCUUGCAGCCUGCUAGAGCGUGUAAAUAAAUAGUGCCCAUUUGUUUUUGCCCCCUUUCCUGUUAACUUGCUCUGUUUAACUAUCAUACAUGUAUGUCAUAAAAGAUGGAUUUGAAGGGAAUAAGAAACAACACAAAUAGCUUUAUCCU